AUGGAAACCCAGAAUCAGGAAGCGGCCAGAAGCCCCGCCGAGGUGCCCAACGAUCCGGGGAAGAUGUUCGUCGGAGGUCUCAGCUGGCAGACUAGUCCAGGUACGCUCGCCGGUCAUCGGCCGCACUGCCCGCGCCUCGCUCGGAUUUGCAUCCGAUGCACAGGCCGGCCACGGCUGACCGCUCGCUUAGAUAGCGGAAGACAGCCUCCACUAGUCGUGAUAUGA
This is a messenger RNA of Arctia plantaginis, 225 nucleotides long. NCBI's taxonomy places the organism in Eukaryota, Metazoa, Arthropoda, Insecta, Lepidoptera, Erebidae. The record is from the annotation of a GenBank genome assembly.